Messenger RNA from Suillus subaureus, 1181 nucleotides. RefSeq lists its product as uncharacterized. Lineage: Eukaryota; Fungi; Basidiomycota; Agaricomycetes; Boletales; Suillaceae. The coding region runs from base 186 to 815 and encodes 209 amino acids. The transcript is spliced from 5 exons. The record is from RefSeq and is a predicted model, not a curated record.
UCGCAUUGAUAUGCUACUCAUCCUGCCCAAAUACCGAUACCUUUUCAUUCUGCACAGGCUGCUUAAUCUAGACAACUACUCAUGUAGCAUAUUCACGCCCACACAGUACUAUACUCUGUAUAAAUACAUAGCCAAAUAAAUCGUGAUUGUCAAUCUCCUGUUGCUCAGCUUAGACUCUCAGGGGCAUGGUACCGCUAACUACUAUGCCCAAGAGCACGACUGCGAAGAGUACAGCAGCCAAGCCACCAUACAAGUUAAGGUCUGCUGGUACGAAAUGGGGCAUUCCCCGCCACAGUUCAGAAGAUUCCACCGCAACUCCGGCUAGUAUGACUGAGGAACAGCCUACAGAAUUGAAAGUGAAAGUCUCCCGACUGGAGUCAGUCAAGAAGGGUAUUCCGGACAAAUUUUGGGGCAAGCUACAUCCUAAAGCUCUAUCCGAGGGUGCUGCAGGUACUGGUGUGGCUAAACCAAUAUCGGGAGGAAAGGAGCCCUUGCAGAAAGCGAAGACGAUGCCUGUCAGGGCCACCGAAAGGGGCUUUCAACUUGAAGUUUAUGAACAAGAUUGCAAAAUUACCACUACAUGCGAGUUUGACUCGGGUGAUGGAUGGGAUCCUGGCGAAUUUGAGGAAUGGAUUGCUAGGGAAAUUGAAGAGAGAGCGGCUGAAGCUGGCAUGUCGACUGAGGAUUGGAUUGCCAGCCAAUGCGGUGAUGAUGAAUGGUACUCCGAUGGAUUUGAACAGGGAGCAUUCGAUGGCAUGUCGAAGGACGAUGCUGAUGCGAAGAUGACCCAGAUCUUCCGUUCGUGUCGGCAGUGAACAUGCCAGCGUAGACCUCACACGAACAGAAUCAACCAAGUCAAGAGCAAAACAGUAUAUAUAUGCUCAAUCCGUGUAUAUGCACAUAUGCUUUUGUCAGAUAUUAUGAAAUUUCAACCAAAUGAGCAUGCCAAGUCCCUUGAAUGUAAUCGUCCUGGUCCAUAAUCUCACACCGCAGAAAAUUCAAUCACACUCGCUCCCGCUCUGCGGAAUCCUUGUGACUCUGCGUCUGCUUGCUCGAGAUGGAAUGACGGUACUGUUGGAAACCUUUUUCUUGCGCUUGCGUUCCGUCUCGCGGGUAUUGAGUCGUACACCAUAUCUAGAGAGUUGCUAGAAAUCCGACAAAUUGUCAAUCAAAAGUUGCUU